UCGGCAGCAGGAAAUAGAAGAAAAACUCAUUGAGGAAGAAACAGCACGAAGAGUGGAAGAAUUGGUAGCAAAGAGGGUAGAAGAAGAAUUGGAGAAAAGGAAGGAUGAAAUUGAGCGAGAAGUCCUCCGAAGGGUGGAAGAAGCCAAACGCAUCAUGGAAAAGCAGUUGCUCGAAGAACUCGAGCGACAGAGACAAGCUGAGCUUGCAGCACAAAAAGCUAGAGAGGAGGAAGAGCGAGCAAAGCGUGAGGAACUGGAGCGGAUAUUAGAAGAAAAUAACCGGAAAAUCGCAGAAGCACAGGCCAAACUGGCCGAAGAACAAUUGAGAAUUGUUGAAGAACAAAGAAAGAUUCAUGAGGAAAGGAUGAAACUAGAACAAGAACGACAACGCCAACAAAAAGAAGAGCAAAAAAUUAUCCUGGGCAAGGGGAAGUCCAGGCCAAAACUGUCCUUCUCAUUAAAAACCCAGGAUUGAAUGGCAGACUCUGAACUUUUUACAAAGAAAAAUGAAAAAACUUCGUAUUGUAGCUUCAUGUUGAAGUGGUUUUUUUGUUUUUGUUUGUUUUGUUUUUUUUUUUUUUAAUUUGGAAAGUCUGGAAAGUUAGCUUGUUCUAAUAGGGGCUAUGCUCUGCAAUCCCUUUAUUUUUCCCUCUUUUCCUCCCAUUACGUCAAAUCCUUAUCAGAUCAUUGCUGUCUUCUAGAAGUGGUGUAUUUUUCACCUGUUGGGAUUCUGUAUUGGUUGAUGGUCUGCUGAAGAGCAGGUCACUUGAUGAAUAGCUUGGUCUGGUAAGGUGUUCACUGACCACUGACUUUGGGGUUAUACUCUGUUUACUACGUCAUAAUGCUGGUUUUGCUGACUUUUUGUUUUUUUAUACAUUUAUAAAAAAAGAAAAAGUUGGUAAUUGCAUUGCAAAAUUCCCAGGGUUUUGCUGGACCUGUGUGGUGUUGUUACAGCAGUGUCCUUGUGAUACUGUGGCUCUUGGUGUUCCUGAUAACAGGUAAGGAUAACAGUUUGUCACCUGCUACAGAAGUACCCACAGUGCAGUAUGGUCUCUGUCGGACUUUUGUUUCUUUCAUUGACAAAAUCAAACCAGCAUUCCCCACUGUAAAUAAAUGAUUUUGCUGAAUAAAGUGAAGUCUUAAAUUCA
Cricetulus griseus (Chinese hamster) is the source of this 1148-nucleotide messenger RNA. The record is from RefSeq and is a predicted model, not a curated record. Lineage: Eukaryota; Metazoa; Chordata; Mammalia; Rodentia; Cricetidae.